Messenger RNA from Sorex araneus (European shrew), 1054 nucleotides. RefSeq names its product CD84 molecule (gene CD84). NCBI's taxonomy places the organism in Eukaryota, Metazoa, Chordata, Mammalia, Eulipotyphla, Soricidae. The transcript has 7 exons. The record is from RefSeq and is a predicted model, not a curated record. Gene Ontology annotation, biological process: T cell activation; positive regulation of monocyte chemotactic protein-1 production; regulation of macrophage activation. The coding region runs from base 19 to 999 and encodes 326 amino acids. Gene Ontology annotation, cellular component: external side of plasma membrane.
UCCAGGGACCCGCCAGGCAUGGCUCGGCUGCCCGUGUGUAUCCUGCUGUUCGGCCUCUGCACCUGGCUGGAAGCUUCUGGAAAGAACUCGGCCAUCACCUCGGUGAACGGGAUUCUGGGUGAGUCAGUCACUCUUCCUCUGAAGAUCAAAAACCCACAGGAUGUGGAGAACAUUGCUUGGUCUUCCCCAGAAAUGUCUGUUGCUUUUGUACAACCCAAGUUCAGAGACGCACCCCAGGUUUCCGUGACUCACCAGAACUACUAUGGACGACUAAACGUCUCGAGGGACAACUACGACCUGGUCAUCAGCCACCUGAGGGCGGAAGACUCGAGGGUCUACACGGCCAACAUCAACACGAAACAUGGGAAAGAGACGGAGACGCAGCGUUUCAGCCUGCACGUGUACGGCCGGUUGGGGACAGUCACAAUCACUCGGAGUGUGACACCCAUCGAGAACGGCACCUGCAACGUCACCCUGACAUGCUGGGUGGAGGGAGGCGAGAACGUGACCUUCAGCUGGACACCCCUUGGGGCCGGGCCCGUCCUCUACCUCUCCCAGGGCCCUGGGGGCCACAAAGGGGCCGUCACCUGCACUGCGUGGAACCCGGUCAGCAGCAGCAACGCCUCUGUGAACGCUGAGUUGCUGUGUACAGACGCAGUGCCGGGGUGCGAGCUCUGCCGGUCCUGGGUCCUGGCGGCGGCACCCUUCGUCCUGCUGCUCGUCCUGCUGACCGCAGCCGUCCUGCUGUUUCUGCGGCACAAGGCACUGCGCCAGCGUCCCCCACAAGACACCAGCUCGGAGAAAACACUAUACACGCAAGUCAUGGUGUCCCAGCCGGCCGACGCCCGGGUCUACGACGACAUUCCCUGCUCUAAGAUGGCGCCCCCCAAGGAGGAGCUCAGGAUUUACUCCAUGGUGCAGUACUCAGAUAAGACACGGCCAGGCAGCCCCCCGGAGGGCGGAUCCUCGGGGAUGACCAACUACGCCAACGUGGUCUAGCCGGGGACAGCUGGACAGAUGGAGGGACACAGACACAGAUUCUACAAGAGCCCAG